Molecule: messenger RNA, 2421 nt
Organism: Didymodactylos carnosus
Lineage: Eukaryota; Metazoa; Rotifera; Eurotatoria; Philodinida; Philodinidae
Source: the annotation of a GenBank genome assembly
AUGGUCCGAGUCACUAUAAAAGGUGGUGUUUGGAGAAAUACAGAGGAUGAAAUUCUCAAAGCGGCUGUUAUGAAAUAUGGAAAAAAUCAAUGGUCUCGUAUUGCAUCUUUAUUACAUCGAAAAUCGGCUAAACAAUGCAAAGCAAGAUGGUUUGAAUGGUUAGAUCCAGGUAUAAAAAAAACAGAAUGGAGCCGCGAUGAAGAUGAAAAAUUAUUGCAUAUGGCUAAAUUGAUGCCAACACAAUGGCGAACAAUUGCACCGAUUGUGGGGCGUACAGCAGCACAAUGUCUUGAACGUUAUGAAUACUUAUUAGAUCAAGCUCAACGUCGUCGAGAAGGUUUAGAUGAAAUCAAUGAUGAUCCAAGAACCUUGCGCCCGGGUGAAAUUGAUCCAAAUCCAGAGACAAAGCCAGCGCGUCCAGAUCCAAUUGAUAUGGAUGAAGAUGAAUUAGAAAUGUUAUCUGAAGCACGUGCUCGUCUGGCAAAUACACAAGGAAAAAAAGCGAAACGUAAAGCUAGGGAAAAACAACUAGAGGAAGCAAGACGUUUAGCUGCAUUACAAAAACGCCGAGAACUUCGUGCAGCUGGCAUUGAAGUACGACGAUAUCAUAGUCGGAGACGUGGUAUCAAUUACAAUGUUGAAAUUCCAUUUCAAAAACUUCCAGCAAUUGGUUUUUAUGAUACAUCUAAUGAAGAAUUUGACCCAGAAAAAAUUGAUUUUCGUCGUUUGCGAAAAGAUAAUGUCAAUUCUGUGCAAAAAGAAGAGAAUGAACAACGUGAACUGAAAAAGGAUAAAGACAAAUUAAAAAGAAAAAAAGAAGAAGAUUUACCAACAAUGAUCAUGAAUGAAAAUAGAUUAGAACCAAUUCAUAAACGAUCGAAGUUGGUGUUACCCGCACCUCAAAUAAGUGAUAUGGAAUUAGAACAAGUGGUUAAAUUAGGACAAGCAACAGAAAUGGCCAAACAACAAGUGACAGAAACUGGUACAAUGGCAACAGAAACAUUACUGGGCGAUUAUAACUUGACACCAGAUUUGAGUAAAUUGCGAACACCACAGUUACCAUCAACACUUGACAGUGUCAAUAUUCAAGCACACAAUCUGAACAUAUUGACAACUCUUGAUACACCAUUGAAAGGUGGUCAAAGUACACCACUGAUGGAUGUUAGUAAUGAAAAAACAAAAUCAGGUUUAAUAAUGACAACGCCAAAUACGUUGUAUGCCACGCCGUUUCGUACUCCACGCGACGUGACAAAUAAUACACCAUCAACUCGAGCAAUUCAGACACCAGGUGAUAUUGUGAAUGGUACGGGAACUUUAUCAACAAUAGGCACAACGCCUGGAAUAACACCUGUUCGAGAUAGAUUAAAUAUUAAUGCUGAAGACGGAUUGUUCGAUGACCAAAUGAGACAGCAAGAAACCAAGCAACAGUUACGUCGUAAUUUAGCGCGUUUACCGGCACCAAAAAAUGACUACGAAAUUGUUCUACCUUCUGAAGAUGAUAGUGCAAGUGUAUUUUCACGUGAUGAUGAACGAAUGGAUACAUUUAAUAGGGAUGAAGAUCAAGGCGAUAUUGACCGACACACCCAACUAGAAAAGCAAAAACUAGCUCAAGAACACUUCAAACGUCAAACGCAAGCUGUACAACGUCAACUUCCAAGGCCGAUUGAUAUUAAUCAUACAGUACUACGACCAUCUACCGUUGAGGCACCGAUGAACGAUGUACAAAGGGCAGAGGAAUUAAUAAAACAAGAGAUGCUUGUAUUACUUCAUUAUGAUGCCUCGAAUAAUCCAGUUAAUGGUGCAUUGCAAGGUGGAAGAAAAGAUAUAUCAAAUAGUAAUGAGAAGAAUACAGAUUAUUUAGAUGCACAUCCGUAUGAACAGUUUAGCGAUGAAGCCCUUUCGCAGGCACGUACAAUGUUAGAAACAGAAAUGAAUUUAGUUAAGAAGAGUAUGGGACACGGUGAUAUUGGUUUGGAAACGUAUUCAAAAGUAUGGGAUGAAUGUUAUUCACAAGUGUUGUUUUUACCAUCAAAAAGUCGUUUUACUCGUGCAAAUACAGCAACAAAAAAAGAUCGCAUUGAAUCAUCAGAAAAAAAACUAGAGCUAAAUCGUAAUUUAAUGUCACUUGAAGCUAAACGUGCUGCAAAAUUGGAAAAGAAAUUAAAAACGUUACUUGGUGGUUAUCAGUCACGUGGGCAAGCGUUGGAUAAAGCUUUAAGUGAAAUUUACGAACAAAUUGAUCACUUACAAGUUGAAUCAAAAACAUUUGAAGUGUUACGUCAGAAUGAAACUCAUGCAAUACCGAAACGUAUUGAAUCUUUUACCGACGAUGUUAUAAGACAAGAACAACGUGAGAAAGAGUUACAGCGACUCUACCAGGAUUUAAUGGAAGAACGAAGUGAUCUGUUACAACAAUUAUAA